AUCAGUAGUUGCACCCAAUUAAAAGUCAAUAAACCUAUUACAAUGAUACAACAACAGCAACAACGCGUGAGCUCGGCCGUUACCGAGCUCAUCGAGGACAUGGACAAGUCACAUCUACGUAAAAUGCAGACAGAAAUGCAUUUGUGUGCGGCAAAGUGUUGCCAGGACGGCAACUCCAGCGUGGACAGCGUGCAACGUUGCGUCGAUCGCUGCUCAACACCAAUGACAAAUGCAAACAACUACGUUCAACACGAACUGGGCGAAUUUCAGGGCAGACUUCAACGUUGCGUCAUGCAAUGCAAUGACGAUGUCAAAGUGAAAAUGCCGCCCAACCCCAAAGAGGAAGAAAUCGCCAAAUACACGGAUCAAUUUGAACGCUGCGCCAUUAAAUGUGUUGAUAAACACGUUGGUCUUAUUCCCAGUCUGAUGAAAACGAUGAAAUCGGUCCUAGCUAAAGGACCAGAAGCUAUACCACAAGUCUAAGUCAUAGUCGAAAACAAAUUGCAUUACACAUUAUUUCACUAAAUUGUUAAUCUGAACCCUGUAAAAAAAAUCGUAAAAGUUCAA
Messenger RNA from Drosophila grimshawi, 567 nucleotides. Its product is annotated as protein FAM136A. Bases 43 to 483 code for a protein of 146 amino acids. Gene Ontology annotation, cellular component: cytoplasm. The transcript is spliced from 3 exons. NCBI's taxonomy places the organism in Eukaryota, Metazoa, Arthropoda, Insecta, Diptera, Drosophilidae. The record is from RefSeq and is a predicted model, not a curated record.